AUCACUUCACUCCCUAUCACUAAGUUAGUAAGUUAGUAAGUUCUAAAUGGUUUGUCUUCACUCAUUCCAUAAUUAGACUGUCUUCGGUUCUUGAUAUUCACUCACUAUGUUAACAUUUGAGAGGACUAAGUCAUUCACUGAUAUUAUGUGGUGAUUAGUGCUGUAAAUUUGUGAUUUGAUAAGCCGCAAAACCUGUUUUCGGUCGGAAGCAAAGUUUCGAAAAGGAAGUUAUUCAUUCAGAGUGUUUGGACUGGACUUUUGUCUUUUGCCAAUGCACAAUCAAGAUCGAAUUAUCGGCGGAUAUUUUCUCGGUGUAUAUUCUGAUUAAAUCUUCAACAAAUAUACUUUCUCUUCCCGAAAACGAUGUCUCUGAAAAGGGUUGAUGUCGAGAGGAUUUGAGAUGAUGUAACUGUCUUGUUGUAAAGAUCGAUUUAUCCUUCAUUUUAAGGACACAAUCGAGGAUGGUAGUGUCUUGGUAAUGCUGAAUGUUUCACGUCGUUUCACUAACAUACUAGUCCAGGUUUGUGUUUAACAUAUUCUGUUGCAUAUUAUUAUCGAAUACACAGAUUCCUGGUGAAUAUUUAUCCAUGAAAUCGGUCGUGUUGUAGCCAGGUAGUGAUUUCAAAUAACACAAGGUUCCUAUUCACCUCUUAUUUCAUUUCAACUUGUUCUUACGGGAUUCUCUUCUUAGUACUUUACCUUGUUGAACAAACCUUUGUUUGUAUUGAUUUUCUUUAUUUCUUUCCGAGCAUACAGCUGUUGAUAACAUAUUCGCGAAAGCGUUUGUUUUCAUGUAACCUCUAGUUGUAAACACUGUAAAGAAUAAAUUAAUAAUCUGAAAUAAAUUAGUUCUCUUCUCUCGGUUUUCUUUCUCUAUACCCGUUUAACCAUAAGUAUUGCAUUUUAGAGGGUGGCGUUUUGCAUUACCCGCCAUCAUGGAUGUAAUUUCUCACAAAGUGGAAGAUAUAUUUGACAAUGCACCUCCCAAACAUGAAGAGAAUCUCGUCGUUUCACCCAUAAAUUCGUACGAUCGUAGCAUAAACUCUGAAUCGUCUAUUUCAACCGGGGGCUCUGAAGCAUCUUCCCCUCCAUGUGUUCCCCAACCUGUUCCACCAAAUCUUCCUAUUGAUAGAUCAUAUGGCAUUCGUAGCUUGGUUGGAGUUGGUUUGCUGUUGUUUUCAGCUUAUGUUGGUUCAAUUUUCCUUCAUGCCCCACUACUUCCGUUGGCGAUUAUAUCACCGCGUUCAUUUCGUUAUCUUGUCGACGAACUUUUAAUAUCCUGGUUAAUGUUUGCUGAGUUUGUUAUAUAUAAAAUUCUUGGUUGCCGUGUUCGUCAGUUCGGUGAUCGAGUCCUACCAUCUACGUCAUGUGAACCUCGCAGUUGCUUGUUUAUACUCAAUCAUCGAACACAGUUGGAUUGGUUUUUCGUAUGGGGCUUAGGUGAUCCAAUUCAUCGGAUGAAAAUUAUUCUAAAAGAUUCUCUUGCUAAAGUUCCUGGUGCUGGUUGGGCUAUGCAGUGCGGUAGCUUUAUAUUUCUACGUCGACGUAUAGCAACAGAUCAAGAAAGAUUGCAGAAAACUGUUACUUAUUUGCUUGAUAUUCAAGACAGUUGUCAGUUAUUGAUAUUUCCUGAAGGUACAAAUCUAACCAAAGUAUCAAUAGCCAGAAGUGAUACUUUCGCUGAGAAAAACAAUCUACCGUAUCUUCGAUAUACUCUUCAUCCUAGAAGUACAGGAUUUCUACACUUGAUAAAACUUAUUGGUUUAGAUAAUCUGACUGAAGUGUAUGAUGUAACAGUCGCCUAUCCAGACUUUCUACCAUCCCCGGAAAUUAAUCUAGUGCAUGGUCAUGUUCCACGUGAAGUUCACUAUCAUAUUCGUCGUUUCACUGUGAAGGAAAUACUAAAUGGAAGUGAGAAACAUGUGCUAAACGAUGCUACAAAUGAGACUUUAUCAAAGUGGUUACAAAGCCGUUGGUUAGAAAAAGAAGACCUACUAAAAGCAUAUUAUGCUAAACCUAUUGGAAUACGUCAAUUCGAUAAUGAGAUUUCACCUGGCAGUCGCUUAUUCUAUGUGGAUAGAUCAGAGGAUAAUAAUAAUAAUAAACUAAUGUUUACAUAUUUCGGGAUGUUGAACACUGGUUUCUGGUUUCUUGUAAUGAUUGGAAUAGUUUACCUUGUAUGCACCUCUCUGUCGGUAUUGAUUUACUUCGUUGUAAUUCAGUUAUUGUUCACUUACUUCACCUAUUAUACUGAUGGUAUUAAUAUAUGGGCUACAAGUUGGAUAACUGGUUCGCAAGAGACUACGCCUUCUCCUCCUCCUCCUCCUAUUGAUACUAUCAGUCAGCAUAACAAUAAUAAUGGCUUUAUCCAUUCUGCCGGUUAUGAAAAUGUUGACCAGAAUAAGAAAGCCUCAUAAAUAAUAAGAAUUUCUACGGUGUGCUACUACUACUACUAUUACUACUUACUCGCUAACCUUUUACCCGUGUGAAAAAGUUACCUACAGAGUGCAUAGUAUUACAGAGUGAUUCCUUAUGCUUUGUUUUUCUUUUUAUUUGAUAUAAUUGUACUGCCUUUGCAAUACCUUUUCCUACUCAUGUUCACAUUUUGUCAUAGUGUGUCUGAGUUUGUAUGCCUGUGUGUGUGUGUGUGUGUGUACGUUUGCGGUCUUUUCACCAUUCACUGCAGUAUUAUUAUUAUUAUUAUUAUUUUAUUUGACAUUUCAUGCUCUAUAGAUGAUAAUUUUGUUUUCUUCAAGAGUUGUUUAUUUAAUGGAAACUAGUCAAUUCACUUGUCUCCCCAUCCUGCACCACCAUCACCACAACAUAAAGUCAGUCAUCCGACGUCACCUCUCUUAUUCAAGAUAUUUUUGACUACUUUGAAUUGCUAAAUGUUUGUCAUUUUCACUUUAAAUUUUUUUUUUAAUUUUUCAUUUAUUUAGUCACUUUUGUUUGUUUUCUUUGGCUUUUUAUUUUACACUGUUGAAAUCAAUUGUAAUUUUAAUCUAAAUUCAAAGUGGAACUGGAAACCACGAGUGUUUGUUAUCAUAAGUGUAGUAUCACGUUAAUAUUUUUUUUCUUCUUUGGUUUGUUUUGUUCUGUUUUGAGAAAGUCAUUCUGUGUGUGUCAUCUCUGAUUGUUGUACUUUCUUACAAGCGUGAAUCAAGUGAAUGUUUGUUAGUGUGUUGUGACUUUUUCGAGUCGUUUGUCAUGAUAAGUAAUAAUCAUUAUUGCUUUACAUAAAUAUAUAAAUAAAUAAAAAGUAACUUAAAAGUGGGAAACUUUGUGCAUAUUAUGUGGUUUACGUUAUGCGCUUGAUAUGAAUUGUUAUUUUAAAAAUAAAUCUAGACGAUGGGACUAUACAUAAUUCUUUUUGG
Messenger RNA from Trichobilharzia regenti, 3374 nucleotides. The record is from the annotation of a GenBank genome assembly. NCBI's taxonomy places the organism in Eukaryota, Metazoa, Platyhelminthes, Trematoda, Strigeidida, Schistosomatidae.